Molecule: messenger RNA, 2287 nt
Organism: Sorghum bicolor (sorghum)
Lineage: Eukaryota; Viridiplantae; Streptophyta; Magnoliopsida; Poales; Poaceae
Product: BTB/POZ domain-containing protein At5g03250
Exons: 4
Coding region: 157-2112 (651 amino acids)
Molecular function (GO): protein binding
Source: RefSeq, a predicted model, not a curated record
AAUACUUGGCCACCGUCUUUCCUGGCCAUCCUUUCAAAAAAAAAAAAACACAAGCAUAAAGCAGUGGACACCCCUCCAUCAGCCUGCUUUGCCUCGGCCGGCUGGCAGAUCAUCCCAGAGUAGUCGACUGGAAUAACGAACUGGCGCAGGAGGCGAAUGGCGACCAUGAAGCUGGGUUCCAAGCCGGAGAUUUUCGUCCUCGAAGACCUCACAUGGAGAAGCACGACCGAGCUUGAGAGUGAUGUUGUUGUCGAAGUAGGAGAGAUGUCCUUUUAUCUCCACAAGUUCCCGCUGCUCAGCCGGAGCGGCGUGCUGCAGCGGAUGAUCAGCGAGUACCAGCCUCCGGCGGGCGGCGGCGGCGGCGGCAUGUGCACGCUGCAGCUGGACGACAUCCCCGGCGGCGCCAAGGCCUUCGAGCUGGCGGCCAAGUUCUGCUACGACGUCAAGAUCGAGCUCAACGCGCUCAACGUGGUGUGCCUCCGCUGCGCCGCCGAGUACCUGCGCAUGACGGACGACUACGCCGAGGGCAACCUCAUCACGCAGGCCGAGUCCUUCCUCGCCGACGUGCUCGCCAACUGGAAGGACUCCAUCAAGGCGCUGGAGACCUGCGAGGGCGUCCUCCCCACCGCCGAGGACCUGCACCUCGUCUCGCGCUGCAUCACGGCGCUCGCCUCCAGGGCCUGCAACUCCGACGCCGCCGCGCCGCUGGUCAGGAACGCCGGCGUCGUCGUCGACAAGGACGCGCUCUGGAACGGCAUCCGGUCGGGCGACACGGCGUCCGCCGCGGCGGCGGCGGCGUCCGGGAUGGACUGGUGGUACGAGGACGUGUCCUUCCUCAGCCUGCCCAUGUUCAAGCGCCUCAUCCAGGCGAUGGAGGCCAAGGGCAUGCGCGCCGAGAGCAUCGCGGGGGCCAUCAUGUUCUACGCCGGCCGGUUCCUCCCGGGUCUGAAGCGCGACACCAGCUUCAGCAACGCGCUGGCCAGCUACGGCGCCGACGGCGCCGGCGGCGGCGGCGCCGGGGGAAUGAGCAGCCGCAACAUCACCCCUCGCGCCGCCAGCGUGUCCGCGCCGUCGGAGGGCGACCAGAGGUACUUCCUGGAGGAGAUCGUGGCGCUGCUGCCGACCAAGAAGGGCGUGGCGUCCACCAAGUUCCUGCUGGGGAUGCUGCGCAAGGCGAUGCUCCUCCACGCCAGCCCGCUGUGCCGGGAGAACCUGGAGCGCCGGAUCGGCGCGCAGCUCGAGGACGCGUCGCUGGACGACCUGCUCGUGCCCAACCUCGGCUACCACGUCGAGACGCUCUAUGACAUCGACUGUGUGCAGCGGAUCCUGGACUACUUCAUGUCGUCCACGGACGGGAUCGGGACGGGGUACACGUCGCCGGCGCUGGCAGAGGAUGGUGGCGGCAGCCUCGGGAUACCCCAAGGCGGGACGCCGUCGUCGUCGCUGUCGCCGAUCACCAUGGUCGCCAAGCUCAUGGACGGGUUCCUCGCGGAGGUGGCGCCGGACACCAACCUGAAGCUGCCCAAGUUCCAGGCUCUCGCGGCCGUGGUGCCCGACUACGCGCGCCCCGUCGACGACGGCAUCUACCGCGCCACCGACAUAUACCUCAAGUCGCACCCGUGGCUGUCAGAAUCGGAGAGGGAGCAGCUGUGCCGGCUGCUCAACUGCCAGAAGCUGUCGCUGGAGGCGUGCACGCACGCGGCGCAGAACGAGCGGCUGCCGCUUCGGGUGGUGGUGCAGGUGCUCUUCUUCGAGCAGCUCCGCCUGCGCACGUCCAUCGCCGGGUGGUUCUUCGUGUCCGACAACGCGGCGGGGGGCGACGGCGCGCGCCCACACUCGGGCGGCGGCAUCGUCCCCAAGGGCGCCGCGGCCAUCGCAGGCAGCGCGCAAGCAGAGGCCGACGAUAGUGACGUAGAGGGCGACGCACCCGAGGGGAAGGAGACCAUGACCGACGUGAAAGCGCGGGUGUCGGAGCUGGAGAAGGAGUGCAAGAGCAUGAAGCAGGAGAUCCGCCGGCUCGGGAAGCCCCGGAGGUCCUGGAGCCUCCUCCCGAAGAAGUGCGGUUUUGGGGCCAAGGUGCAACAAGCUCAGACCGCCAUGAGUGGCAAAUAGAUCAUUUCCCUACUUCAUUUGUUUAUAUUAUAUAAGCAGGAGCCUCGAUUUCAUUCCCUAAGUCCUAUUAUCUGAUUGUUAUAGUAACUGUUUCUGAUCUAGCUAGCCCUAGUGUUAUGCAAUAAUUACGUGCAGAUGAUUUGCACGGGAUGAUAAUAAACUUAGCUUCAGCACA